This is a messenger RNA of Eucalyptus grandis, 282 nucleotides long. RefSeq names its product loricrin-like. The transcript has a single exon. Lineage: Eukaryota; Viridiplantae; Streptophyta; Magnoliopsida; Myrtales; Myrtaceae. The coding region runs from base 1 to 282 and encodes 93 amino acids. The record is from RefSeq and is a predicted model, not a curated record.
AUGAAACCGUGGGUAAUCAUCAUAAUAGUUUGGGCUGUCUUCGCCGUAAUUGCUGUCAUAAGUUAUAUCUUCCGAGGUCGUUACCGUUUAAGAGUUAGUGGAGGGGAAAGCUGGGGCGGCGGGGGAGGCGGACAUCAUGCCCAUCAUGCCCAUCAUGAUCAUACUAUAUUUGGAGGAGGAGAUGGAGGUUUAGCUGCCAGUUCUGCUUGUGGUGGUGCAGCUGCCAGUUCUGCUUGUGGUGGAGGCGGCGGUGCUGGAGGUGGCGGAUCCAGUGCAGUUUGA